This is a messenger RNA of Dothidotthia symphoricarpi CBS 119687, 1066 nucleotides long. RefSeq lists its product as uncharacterized. Lineage: Eukaryota; Fungi; Ascomycota; Dothideomycetes; Pleosporales; Dothidotthiaceae. The transcript is spliced from 2 exons. The record is from RefSeq and is a predicted model, not a curated record. The coding region runs from base 1 to 573 and encodes 190 amino acids.
AUGUACGAGGUAUUUGUCGUUGCUGCAAUUGUCCAUUCGAAGUGGCAGUCGCUUGGUAUUGGCGCUGCUUACCAGGUCCAAAUACACAAGUAUCCAUCGAACAGUUCUUGGGUGACCUUCAGAGCUUCGGAUCAGGAGCGUGACGCCGAAGCCGAACAAGUUGAUGCGUCUGUGUGGGAGGCUCGAUCAGAGAUCAAGACCGUGCUCUUCCUCGGCUCAUCCAGCGAAACCAAGCCGUCGAUCGGAGCAGUGCUUGAUGUUGGCACCUGGCGUGACAACUUCCAUGCGACGCCCAGAAACGAGCGACAAAGGCGUCAACGGCGUGUAAAACCUCAAACACGAUCCUCGAUCGAGGUAUGCGACAUCUCCCUCCAGAUCUCUUCUCAUUGUGUUAUCGUGACCACCUUGAAGCUAUUCAUAGCGACCAGAGUCUGUUGCACGGUUGAGAGUAUCGACGUGGUCCUCGUGCGAGAACUUCAACGCCCCAACAGGCACAUGAUACUCCAAUUUGAGCUUGCGCUCCCGUACCUCGAAUCUCCCUUUCGUACACCAUUCACAAGGCAACAACCUUGAGAGGAAGUUGGCGAGCGUCCGGGACUAAUCGGAAGGUCGGCGACAUGACCGCGAAGCUGUUCAUUUCGUAUAAAGCGAAACGAAUACCGAAAGAUGAUUAGGGUUAAGAUCCGAGCCUGCCCUCCUCACGCGCGACUCCGCUGUUUCCAACGAAGUGCACAAGCCAACAUGCAAACGACCCAUUGAGACCAUGCUAAGAGGCUCGGGUGUGUGUCGACCAUGCAGUGCACGUGAGGUGCGGACGAACCGCAUUCCGAAGGGAAGACAGACAUCGGUAACUGUGGGGAAAGCGACAUGCGGUGGAGCUUGCAGAGAAGCGAGAGAACAAGUGGUGUCGGAGGGGAGUGUUGCGCGACCGUCCCGCCGUUGUGGACAUGGUCAGAGGUUGUUGAUGAAGUGCACGAAAUCCAGGAUCAGGUAAUGACAUAUGUGAACAGUCGUAGUGGAUUGGCCAGAGAUAGACGCUGUACGGUUAUUGAGGCGUCGGGGUGGU